GGCCUCCUGGCUGGAUCUCUGCCGGUGCCUCCACCGUGAGGCUCCCCCGGAGCGGGUUCACCUCCCCUGCCGGGGGGCCGUCUCUGCCUGAGUCUGAGCGCUGCGGGGCCGCUCCUACCCCGUACCGGCCCUGAAUCCGCUGUCCCGCAGAGCAUGGAGCCUGCAGGGGACGUGGAGCGGCUCCUGAUCCAGUUCCGCGAUGAGUCCGGCGAGCCGCUGGGCUCCCCCUUCGACGUGCCCGUCAGCAUCACCCCGGACAAGCUGCAGCUGGUGUGCAACGCCCUCCUGCAGCAGGAUGAGCCGGUGCCUUUGGCCUUCUUCUUCCACGAUGCCGAGAUCGUCGUUUCGCUGGAGAAGACCUUGGCAGGGCAGGCAGUGGAGACAGAGAAGGUUCUCGACAUCAUCUACCAGCCGCAGGCCGUGUUCAGGGUGCGGGCGGUGACGCGCU
Messenger RNA from Meleagris gallopavo (turkey), 448 nucleotides. Lineage: Eukaryota; Metazoa; Chordata; Aves; Galliformes; Phasianidae. The record is from RefSeq and is a predicted model, not a curated record.